Neohortaea acidophila is the source of this 738-nucleotide messenger RNA. RefSeq lists its product as uncharacterized. The record is from RefSeq and is a predicted model, not a curated record. Bases 1 to 738 code for a protein of 245 amino acids. NCBI's taxonomy places the organism in Eukaryota, Fungi, Ascomycota, Dothideomycetes, Mycosphaerellales, Teratosphaeriaceae. The transcript has 2 exons.
AUGAGCAAGGUACCAGACGCCUGGGAUGACGACUGGGAGACUCUCGCAGACAAGUCAAAGGACAAUGUAGCGCCACCACCAGAAUCCGCGCCCAAACUCAGCCAAGCCCAGCGACGAGCCCAGCACUUGGAACAGCAGAAGCGGCUCUGGAACUCCGCCGAGAACCCUGACCGCUUCCACUGGCUCGAAGCACAAGGCGCAGUUCCUCUCAAACAGGAAAUCAAACCACAGGUGCAGCUGCUUAGUCGAAAACCCGUGAUCGCGAAAAGAGGAGGGAUCGGCGGGCUGAGUCUGGAGGACGGCGACAGCGAUGAAGAGAGUCGCAAGCAGCGCGAGGCAGAGCUCGAGGAGCGGCAGCGAAAAGCCAAGCUGGAAAGAGAAGAGAAGCAGAGGAAGUACGCAGAGGCACGUGAGCGCAUCAUGGGAGCCCCCAGUCCCGCUCCUGCCACCCCUGCUUCACGAGAGAGUUCACAUGGACGCGAUGGUCGGAGAGCGAGGGUGAAGGUGAACGGGAGGCAAGAGAGUCAACCUUCUUCAUCUGCCGACCAAUCGCCAGCGCGGCAAACCGGCGGUGACAAGCAGUUGUUUGACCCGGAUGAUAUGGGUAGACGAUUGCCCAAGCGGGAGACGAAGACAACACCACUCGAGGAGCAACCGGCUCGACAACCACGCGGUCCCGAAAACAACGGCAGAGGGGGCUUUGGAUUCGCUGGACGCGGCGGCAAGACCACGGCGUGA